AUGAUCCCUGUAUCCUGGAUGGUUGAUGAAGAAGAAGACACAGUCAUAUGCUCUGCAGCUUUGCUCACAUAUACUAAAAAAGUAAUGUCAAAGGGUGUCAACCAUCUCGACAAUUGCGUCUUUGUCGAUGGUUCAGACUUCAAUGCGUGCAUGGUACCUGGUAGAGCCAGACCAAGAAAAAGAAAGAAGGCGCUCGUCCUUAUGAAGGCUAAGCGAGCAAAAAACAUUUUAAUCACUGAUAUCCCAAAGUUUACCGACAAGCUAUUACAAGGAUUGGAUGAACAAUGUCCUAAAUAUCCGUUUUUUACCGCUAUGAAUAACGCGAGUUUCCAUAAUGCUCCUUUUAUUACAGAAAGUUCAAAAAUACUCAACAAACUAUACCUACUUCCUCCUUACUGGCCCAUGUACCCAAAACAAGCAGGAAGCAAAAUGCUCCAGUCAUCACAGGAAAGUGAGAACGAAGCAAUGCCUAAAGAUUGCUAUGGUUGGGUAAAACAUUACAUGAGUAACCUGACGAAAUGUCUUAAGGAAUUGUUCUUGAUGAUUUAA
This is a messenger RNA of Mycotypha africana, 549 nucleotides long. RefSeq lists its product as uncharacterized. NCBI's taxonomy places the organism in Eukaryota, Fungi, Mucoromycota, Mucoromycetes, Mucorales, Mycotyphaceae. The record is from RefSeq and is a predicted model, not a curated record. The transcript has 4 exons. The coding region runs from base 1 to 549 and encodes 182 amino acids.